AUGGAGACAACCCAAAGCGUGUUCCAAGAACACCAGCAUGGGCUUGAGCCAGGGUCCUUUACGGCCGAAAGAUUACGAUACGCCUCCGACUAUCACCUGCACAUGACAAGUAGGAGAUUUUUCAUCGGACCAAUUCCCGAGGGCUGGCUGCAGCACCACCGCAAGCACUGGUACAAAACCAGACUCGAGUUUCGGAACUAUACUUCGAGAGCUGUUACGUUCACCGCAGACAGAACCACUCCUGCCGCAGAUCAGUCGGAACCAGAAGCAGCCCCAUCAUCUGCUCGAAAGCAGGAUACCUCACUAGCUGAUACUACGAUUCAGGUGGAGGUUGAAGACAGGUCAGAAGAGGAAGGUGAUGGUCGCGAGACGGAUGAGCAGCCUGGAGACCUUCAGUCCAUACCGUAUCCUUUGACAGAGGCUGAAGCUCCCCCAGGGGGUAUAUCUGUCCUAGAUUCGUCUCAGGAACAGGGCCAACCGCAGCUGAACCAUGAAUCAACUAAGAAGAAAAAGGGUGCACCGACAGCAUAUUAUACAGCUAGAGAAAGCAAACCAGGAACGGCUGAGCAAGAUUACCGCUCCACUGAAGCAGAAAGCGGGCGCACGUUGAGUACCCCUAGCCAAGAUGAUUCCAGUCAGUCAUCUCCCAUGGCACCCGUUAGCGAAUCUGGCUCUACAACGGCAUUGCUAAGGCCUAGUUUGCGUUCUAAAGGGAAAGGGAAACUCAAAGCCUUGUCUUCUGCCAGCCUUGGGCGACAGGAGCCGCAGAGUGAAAGAGAAGACGAUAUGGUCGAUCCUCAACUGAAUAGAUAUUCUAUAACUUCACUCGGCGGGAAAGUGAAAAGCUACAAAUUCGAUGACAAGCUCAUGGACAGACAGCAACGACUAAUGUCCCGUAUAGCCUACACCUAUGAUGUGCUCUCAGGGAAUCGUCGACAACGGCGCAAGCUGCGUGAGGGCGAGAUUAUCCGAGCGGAGAGAAUGCUUGUUCGCGUCGAGGUGACAGUGCAGAAAGAGCUCCCGAAUGACUACACUGAAAAUGAUAGCCUGAGGUUGGAAACGAAGGUUGCAGAGAGUUGGAGGGAGUUUCUUGUCGUCUGUCGGCUAACUUCCGACGUGGAAUCACCUGUUGCGCUUCAGAUGUAUAAGACGCGCGUCGUUCCGGAGAUACCAAAGUCAAAUUCUAGGGUCAAACCGUACCACGAAAUUGCCUUGAAUCGCAAGAAUACCAAGGUAAACCUAUACUCUUGCUUGGAUAAGUCCAUUGUGAUUUGGAGACCCUGCAAGCGUGGUACAAAGAUAUACAUAAUUCGGCCCAAAUCCGCAGUGCAUGCCACUGAGUGGUUCACGUUUAUAUAUCAAGUGUUGGGGCGGCACCGUCCAAGUUCAUUGUCCAUUAAUGUUCCUGACUUGGGCGUUUCUCUUGUCUUCCAAAAUCCUUUUGAGCAGUUGGAGUCCAAGUGGGAGACUCGGGACGGGGACAAUAGCGAUGGAACACACGGUCAAUCGAAAGGUCGCGUAACCGAUGUUGCUGCAGCUAUCAUUCGAGGUUGUAUGGACCUGCUAGAAAACCGCACCGAAUGGGCAGAAGUGCUACGCGAGUGGUCAAAAACCGAGAAGAUGGGCUUGGCCUGGAAGCGCUACGACAGACUGGAGUGGGUGGUUGGCCUGGGCGAAGAGAAGAUGUACGGAUCUCUUGCAAUGCAAACCACCCACCAGCUUCAGCUGCGACCAAGGCAACACUAUCAGACAUUCGUCAAGAAUGGUGAUGAGAAACUUGAAGAGCCGCAACCCGUGGAAGGCUUCCUGGUCCGUUUGACAUCUCAGAGAGGUGUGCAUCAGCGGAUGAACAAGAUGUUCUUUAAACGUCUCUAUUUUUUCACACAGGAUCAUUACCUUUUGUUCUGCAGACCAGCGAAAGCUCUGCCUCCUACUCCCCCCAAGCUCUGCUCGGACGAGGCUGGCAUACCCUCAGCGCAGCAGAUAUUGAACGAGAUGCCCCUCUCAUACGACGUUGAUCCCUUUCCAAUUCAUAACGGUGAGAUCACAUGGAUGUCUAGCGGGAAUGAGGCCCACCUGAAGGAACAUGAUCAGAACGCCUAUGCGCAUGCACAAAGGUCCAUGCACAAUCUCACCCAUGCGGAUGGCUUCAUCGAUCUUUGUAAAGUUCGGGAGGUACGUCAAGUGUGGCGUGGCAGCUCCCCUGCCGAUCCAAACAUUCGCGAAGGUCCCGCUGUCGAAUUCAACCCUGAGACGCAAGACACCCAUCGGGAUGAUGGUGCAACAAAGCAAUUUGACGAUGAUCGAACUUUUGAAAUGGUACUUGACAAUGAUCUUGUUGUUCGAUUGCAAGCAUAUGACAUGAUCACCAGGAACGAAUGGAUGAAGAGAAUGGACGCACUGGUCAAAUAUUGGAGAGCCCGCGUUGCGGCCGACUCGGUCGAGCUCAAGGCGAUUCGGCAGCGCAAUCUAACCAUCUUGGGCAUCGAUGAAGGAAUUGAGUCCGUGGUAGGACAGUUCUCCCAGGAAUGGGAAACAAAGAAGUCGGAAGCAUCACCCUUGUUGCACAACAUAUGUACUCUAUCGGGUUGCCGGACAAUAAAGAUGUCCGGUCAGCUCUUUCGAAAACCUCGCCGCCACUCUACCUUCAAGAGGUGCGAUGUCAUUUUGGCUGCCGGGAAGCUUCUGAUCUUCCGUAGCUCGUUGCGGAAGCGUACUGGCGUGGAGAUUCCUCAUAUUCAUCAGAGUCUCGAAACCACAUUGGACCUGGAAGACUGCUACAUCUACUCGGGUCUAAUGACCGAGUCAGAUCUACUCUACGCAAACCGGACUUUCGACAGCAACCAUCCUGGACACCAUGCCUUGCCUCGCGUCUAUCUUUCAUCCGAUGUCUAUACCACCUGUGACGAGGAUACAGCUAUCACGUUCGUCGUCUGGCAGCCUCUACAAAAAAAUUAUUUUAGGGCACAGGAACUCGGCAAGAGAGGGAAAACGAAGCAGACGCUCAAGCACGUGUCUACGCUCGGCGUCCCUGGACGGACGGUGGUAUUCAAGGCACGGAGCCGGAUAGAGAGGGAUCGUUGGGUUAUGAGUAUUUCAUCUGAGAUAGAUCGAUUGCAGGAGGAGAAGCCGGAAGACAUCCGCCUAAUCAAACCAUAG
Messenger RNA from Aspergillus pseudoviridinutans, 3159 nucleotides. RefSeq lists its product as uncharacterized. Gene Ontology annotation, biological process: protein localization to prospore membrane; ascospore-type prospore membrane formation. Lineage: Eukaryota; Fungi; Ascomycota; Eurotiomycetes; Eurotiales; Aspergillaceae. The transcript has 3 exons. The record is from RefSeq and is a predicted model, not a curated record. Gene Ontology annotation, cellular component: prospore membrane. The coding region runs from base 1 to 3159 and encodes 1052 amino acids.